Messenger RNA from Striga asiatica, 1161 nucleotides. The record is from the annotation of a GenBank genome assembly. NCBI's taxonomy places the organism in Eukaryota, Viridiplantae, Streptophyta, Magnoliopsida, Lamiales, Orobanchaceae.
AUGGACAAGCUUAUACCAUUCAUUCCCGGGCUCGAAAAUAUCAUGAGACGCCGUGAUCUUCCGAAUAUUUGUAGAUUGGACCCCGAGAGCACCCACAUGCAAUAUUACCUCGAUCAAACCUCAAAAAUGGGUCGGGCCUCUGCUCUCAUACUCAACACAUUCGAGGAACUCGAGGCGCCCAUUAUCUACCACCUCCACUCAAUCUUCCCAUCAAUCUAUGCAAUUGGGCCGCUACACAUUGUCCCGAGGCCCAUUGGGCCCGACACUUCCCACAACUCCUCCAGCCUAUUUCAGAUGGACCAAUCGUGCAUGGGAUGGCUUGACUCCCAACGGCCCAAAUCGGUCCUAUACGUGAGUUUCGGCAGUGUGGUGGUGUUGACCAACGACCAAUUCACGGAGUUUUGGCAUGGGCUCGUCGACAGUGGGAAACCGUUCUUGUGGGCCAUAAGGCCCAACUUGAUCGCCGACGACAAUAAUGGGCCCAAUAUUACCACUCUUGAUGAGCUGAAGGCGGCCACGCCAGUGAGGGGCCUAAUAGUGGGUUGGGCCCCUCAAGAGGAUGUUCUGGCCCACGACGCUGUGGGUGGGUUCCUGACGCACAGUGGGUGGAACUCGACUCUGGAGUGUAUGGCGGCCGGCAAGCCCAUGAUCUGCUGGCCCAUGAUUACGGACCAGCAGGUCAACAGUAGGUGCGUGAGCCAUAUGUGGAAAGUGGGGCUCGAUAUGAAGGAUGUUUGUGAGAGAUCAAUGGUCGAGAAAAUGGUGCGUGAUUUGAUGGAGGGCGGGAGGGAGGAGUUGUUGAGAUCGACGGAGGAGAUUGCUCGGUUGGCUCGGGAAAGUGUUCGUGAGGGCGGGUCGUCUCAUCGCAAUCUCGGGAAAUUGAUUGAGGAUAUAAAAAUUGCCGAGUUCAUCUCGAAUUACCCGACACGCGAACGAUGGGAUGACCGGAGAUUGGCGGCGCUUGGUGGUGCCGCCUUGCGAGGGCUCAAGAUGUUCAUGACUUAUGUGGCGGUCGUGGCCAUAAUGGCCACCGAUUUCGUGUUCCUCCUGGCGGCUGCCGGCGGCCAUGCCGCCGGAAGUUUUGUUGCCGGGCUGUAUGAGUAUCAUAUUGAACUAGCUGUUGGGUCGAUGGGGUACAAUGGUGGCUAUUUUAGAUUAUAA